UCAAACCCAGCCCACCCUCCCUCUACCCAGUUUCUUGAUUUGCUCCUGCGGAUUCGAUCUCCGCGAGGGAGACCCUCCGUCUCCAUGGACGAAGCAGAGGAGAGGAGACUGCUGGUCCAAGGGGACGGGGAUCACGAGCCGCUCCUCCUUCCUUCCCAGAGCCACAGGCAGACCACAGCUUCAUCCUGGCCAGUUCUGUCCUGCUGGCCACCCUCUUCUUUUCUCUUGAAUGAGGAGAGCAAGUUGAUAAAUCCACCAAACUCUUGGAUUCAAACUGAAACUGGAGACUGGCAGCGAGAUGAGGAAUGGGAGCCAUGGCCUGAGGAUGCAAGUGUUUACACAGGGGAUGGAUCCGUUGACAUCAAAGGCCGUCCUGCGGCAAGGCGUACCACUGGCAAUUGGCGAGCCUGCUUCUUCAUCCUAGGAACUGAGUGCUGUGAGCGUCUGGCCUACUAUGGAAUUGCAAACAACCUUGUCACUUAUCUGAAAAUAAAGCUUCAUCAAGGCAAUCUUGAAGCUGCAAGAAAUGUUACCACUUGGCAAGGGACAUGCUAUCUGACUGCCCUCAUUGGAGCCAUCCUAGCAGAUUCUUAUUGGGGAAAGUACUGGACAAUUGCUGUUUUCUCAUCAGUUUAUUUCAUUGGUCUGGCUGUUUUAACGCUUUCAGCAUCACUUCCAGCACUUCAACCACCUUCAUGUUUUGGAUCUGUUUGUCCAGAAUCAAGCUUACUUCAGAAUGGCACCUUUUUCCUGGGUCUCUAUAUGAUUGCCCUAGGGACUGGAGGUAUUAAACCAUGUGUGUCAUCCUUUGGAGCUGAUCAAUUUGAUGACAGUGAUCCGACAGAGAGAGUAAAGCAGGGUUCCUUCUUCAAUUGGUUCUAUUUCUGCAUAAAUAUCGGUGCUCUCGUAGCAGGCACUGUUAUUGUCUGGAUACAAGAUAACUCAGGUUGGGGAAUAGGGUUUGCCGUUCCUACUGUAUUUAUGGCAUUGGCUAUUGCAAGUUUCUUUUCAGCCUCAAAUAUGUAUAGAUAUCAGAAACCCGGUGGGAGUCCAGUUACAAGAGUGUGCCAGGUUGUUGUCGCAGCAUUCCGUAAGUGGCGUAUCAAAUUGCCACUCGAUGCUUCUCUUCUGUAUGAAGUUGAUGGUCAAAGUUCAGCAAUAAAGGGAAGCCGGAAGCUGGAGCACACAAGUGAACUUGAAUUCCUUGACAAGGCUGCCAUCAUCUCAUCUACUGAUGCCAAGAGUGACUUUUCUGCAAACCCAUGGAGGCUAUGCACUGUCACCCAAGUGGAAGAACUGAAGAUCCUAGUAAGAAUGUUCCCAGUUUGGGCGACUACUAUCAUAUUCAGCGGGGUAUUUGCUCAGAACUCCGUAUUCGUGGAACAGGGAAUGGUUCUCGACAAACGGGUUGGAUCUUUCGAUGUUCCUCCUGCAUCCCUAUUAACUUUCGACGUAAUCAGUGUCAUGAUCUGGAUUCCAAUUUAUGACCGUGUUCUCAUACCCAUAGCUAGAAAGUUCACUGGAAGGGAGAAGGGUUUCUCUGAGCUACAGCGAAUGGGCAUUGGAUUAGUCCUUUCCAUUGUGACGAUGGUAUCUGCAGCUCUUGUUGAGUUGAAGCGCUUAGAGGUUGCCAGGACUGAAGGCCUUAUCCAUGAGAAUGUUGCUGUUCCAAUGAGCAUUCUUUGGCAAAUACCACAGUAUUGCUUUGCUGGUGCUGCCGAGGUUUUCACUGCUAUAGGUCAAGUUGAGUUCUUCUAUGGUCAGGCCCCAGAUGCCAUGAGGAGCUUAUGUGCUGCAUUGGCACUUGUUACGGUCACGUUGGGAAGCUAUUUAAGCUCAAUCAUAUUGACCUUGGUGUCAUACCUUACAACUCAAGGAGGGGAUGCAGGAUGGAUCCCAGAUAAUUUGAAUGAAGGCCAUCUUGACCGGUUCUUUUGGUUGAUGGCAGGGAUCAGCUUUGUAAAUUUGCUGGUUUACAUUGGUUGCGCAAUGAGAUACAAAUAUAAGAAUGUGUGAUGGUUCUAGUUACUGUAAAAAUCAGUUUUCUGUACUUCCAGAUUCAUAUUCAUGGAGGCAAUGCAUUGUAUAGACCAAACUGACAGCUACCCUCCUCAGCAAGUUUUCAAGAAAAGACUUA
Triticum aestivum (bread wheat) is the source of this 2137-nucleotide messenger RNA. Its product is annotated as protein NRT1/ PTR FAMILY 8.3. Gene Ontology annotation, molecular function: transmembrane transporter activity. Gene Ontology annotation, biological process: oligopeptide transport; transmembrane transport. The record is from RefSeq and is a predicted model, not a curated record. Lineage: Eukaryota; Viridiplantae; Streptophyta; Magnoliopsida; Poales; Poaceae. The coding region runs from base 85 to 2016 and encodes 643 amino acids. Gene Ontology annotation, cellular component: membrane. The transcript has 6 exons.